AUGUCGUCCUUUGUAACGUCCGUUUAUGCCUCACCUGACACCGGCACAUUCCCAGACAACAUUAGUGGCACUCAAGACUUAUCGCCCAACGAUGAAUCUGGCGACGAAUUGACGUCGUCUCCAUUCCGAGUAGAGCCUUAUGCACCACGACCGACAACUUCCUCUCACUCCAUCCCUGAUACCCCUACACAGAAGCGCGUAGAGGGUGUCUAUGACCGUUUCCUCAUGGCGACAUCUGGUGUGAAGCGAUUAGGAAAAGGAUAUCAAUCUGACAAUGUUGGGCCGGUUCAUAAUACCAUCAGUCACGCAAAUCAUACCAAACAAAGCCACCGUGCCUUCUACUCCGUUCGGAAGCCCCUGCAAAUGCCGCCGCCUGUCGCGAGUGAAGACCAGGCGAAGGCUGUGGCAGUUGACGAAUUUGGUAUCAUAGGUUAUUCCACUGAAAGCACAGGUGUGACUGUGCUCAAGGAUGAGAACAAUGGGACGGUCGCUCUCGUGAGGAGGGCAUUCAAGGCCAUUGUGCCUGGUAAAACUGUGAACCGCAGGUUGUCUCGCAUGAACUAA
This is a messenger RNA of Lentinula edodes (shiitake mushroom), 564 nucleotides long. RefSeq lists its product as uncharacterized. Bases 1 to 564 code for a protein of 187 amino acids. The transcript has 2 exons. The record is from RefSeq and is a predicted model, not a curated record. NCBI's taxonomy places the organism in Eukaryota, Fungi, Basidiomycota, Agaricomycetes, Agaricales, Omphalotaceae.